This is a messenger RNA of Rattus rattus (black rat), 3972 nucleotides long. It is a transcript of the gene Elk3, whose product is annotated as ETS transcription factor ELK3. The transcript has 5 exons. The record is from RefSeq and is a predicted model, not a curated record. Gene Ontology annotation, cellular component: nucleus. Gene Ontology annotation, molecular function: DNA-binding transcription factor activity, RNA polymerase II-specific; sequence-specific DNA binding. Gene Ontology annotation, biological process: cell differentiation; regulation of transcription by RNA polymerase II. NCBI's taxonomy places the organism in Eukaryota, Metazoa, Chordata, Mammalia, Rodentia, Muridae. The coding region runs from base 165 to 1391 and encodes 408 amino acids.
GAGGAGCGAGAGAAAAAAAAAAAAAAGGGGGAAAAUCAGGAUCUCAUUACAAGAGCAACAGACCGUCUGCAGACGCCUGUCAGCAUGGAAAGUCGGGGGCUUUCGCCCGGGUCCUCCUAGAAAUCUCCCCAAGAAGACUCCCAAACGCUCCCCCACAUCUGGGUAUGGAGAGUGCAAUCACCCUGUGGCAGUUCCUUUUGCACUUGCUGCUGGACCAGAAACAUGAGCACCUCAUCUGCUGGACGUCUAACGAUGGCGAGUUCAAACUCCUCAAGGCUGAAGAAGUGGCCAAACUGUGGGGCCUCCGCAAGAACAAGACAAACAUGAACUACGACAAGCUGAGCAGGGCUCUGAGAUACUAUUACGACAAGAACAUUAUCAAGAAAGUGAUCGGGCAGAAGUUUGUGUACAAGUUCGUCUCUUUCCCGGAUAUCCUAAAAAUGGAUCCUCACGCGGUAGAGAUCAGCCGGGAGAGCCUCCUGCUGCAGGACAGCGACUGUAAGGUGUCCCCGGAAGGCCGAGAGAUCCACAAGCACGGCUUGUCUUCCCUCAAAAGCGCGAGCCGCAACGAAUACAUCCACUCAGGCCUGUACUCGUCCUUCACCAUCAACUCCCUGCAGAACGCUCCAGAGGCCUUCAAGGCCAUCAAGACAGAGAAGCUGGAGGAGCCAUGUGAUGACAGCCCCCCUGUGGAAGAAGUCAGGACUGUGAUCAGGUUUGUGACCAAUAAAACCGACAAGCACAUCACCAGGCCUGUGGUGUCCCUGCCUUCCACAUCCGAGGCCGCCGCGGCGGCAUCCGCUUUCCUGGCCUCGUCUGUCUCAGCCAAGAUCUCCUCUUUAAUGUUGCCAAAUGCUGCCAGCGUUUCGUCUGCAUCACCCUCUUCAUCUCGGUCCCCGUCCCUGUCCCCCAACUCUCCCCUCCCUUCCGAACAUAGAAGCCUCUUCCUGGAGGCAGCCUGCCAUGACGCGGAUUCUCUGGAGCCCCUAAAUCUGUCAUCGGGCUCCAAAACCAAGUCUCCGUCUCUUCCCCCAAAAGGCAAAAAACCCAAAGGCUUGGAAAUCUCCGCGCCCCAACUGUUGCUCUCCGGCACCGACAUCGGCUCCAUCGCCCUCAACAGCCCAGCCCUCCCCUCAGGAUCCCUCACUCCAGCUUUCUUCAGUGCACAGACGCCAAGUGGACUGCUUCUGACGCCGAGUCCGCUGCUCCCCAGCAUACAUUUCUGGAGCAGCCUUAGUCCGGUCGCCCCACUGAGUCCCGCUAGGCUGCAAGGGCCAAAUACACUUUUCCAGUUCCCCACACUGCUCAAUGGUCACAUGCCCAUGCCGCUCCCCAGUCUGGAUAGAGCCCCAUCUCCAGUACUGCUGUCCUCCAGCUCUCAGAAAUCAUGAUGACGGCCACCGCCACUGUCAGCGACUAAGGACUCACAGAACUGAUGAUGCCAGUUUGUCCCUCUGGGCUAGUUUACCUGUGUCAUGAGAAGGACGUCGUGAAACCCGGUCAAUUUGGUUUGCACUUUUCAUAACACGGAUAAUCUAGAUGUAUGUCACCAUUUUAAAAGACGGUUUUAUAUAUAUAUAUAUUCAGCUCUCUAUGGAAGUCUGUUUUGCAUCAAGUGGAUUUUAAUGUUUGUUUUUUAUCCUGUUAGCUCUGGAGUGUUGAACACUGACAGUGAGGAGCCUUUCUUAAUGUUUUCAGUGUAACUAAUAAGGCUGUGAAGCUUUCUAUCGCUUUAAAUCUACAUACGCUGAGCUCUGCUUGUAUACACGGUAUAACCAGCUGUGCCUUCCUUUGCAUUUAGUUUUAUGUACAUGAACUUGUGUAUUUCUAGUAUUGAGAGGAAAUGUUUGAAGGACGCAUUGGCAUCAAACAGCUCUCAGUAGAGUGCUAUUUUCUCACGUAGACACCAUCAAAGUGUACUUCCAUCACUAAGAACUGCCUUAGGACUUCUUUUGAACUGAAAUCCAGUAAAUACAAUGUCCGAGUAAUGUUUUUAUAAGAAUGAACGAAGCCAUAUUUAGACAAUAAACAUUCUUUAAAGAACAUGUUCCAAAGUGCAUUUUUUAAAAGAAGAACUUUGAGAGGCCAGUGGCUUAGUCAUCUAUAGAGGCCUUUCUAACCCCCCGGCAGAAGUCUGGGCUGCUAAGGCUAUGGUAAGUCCAUGCCAGCCAAACUCUCAAGGGGACUUCCCAGGUUUGUGUUUAAUUUUAAAAGACUAGCCCUGCCUUCUUCAUUUCCUACAACCACAACCAUCUGGGAUCUUAUCACUGCUGGGAGUUAAGGUUCCUUAAGAUUCCUGGCACGGCAAUUAAUAUUUAAAACCUAAUGUUGUAGGGCUGAGGACUGAGCUCAGUAGAGUGUGCCCUGCAUGUACUGAGGCUGCGCGUACAAACCCCAGGGAUCUGUCUCCCUGCCUCUCCCAACGAGGGGGCUGGGAGACAAACUAAGAAUGUUUUGGAGAGAUGCUCACAGAUGGCGAAUUCAAACAAAGAAACGAUUAUAUAAUACCAGCUUUCUGUAGAUAUACUUCCUGUGUAUAGGUAAUUUUUGGUGGAUUAAAGCAAAAUGCGUUACUAAGAUCUGGAGGAACUGAAAGCCUUGCUUCUCAAGAUGAGCGCCCGAGAGACACUGCUUUCUGUAUUCAAUUGGUGGCGAGAAGGGAGGCAAUCCGAUAAAGGAAAACUCUUCAGGAAUCUCACUCUGAAUCCGAGGCAGCAGCUCCUCGGAUGCUCUGCAGGGAAGGCUUCAUGUGCCGUGGGUCAGGGCUGUGAAGGCGGCAGGCCCUCACCUGGUAAAACCCAGAAGGUAGCAGCACAUCUGUGCUUAAGGGGAAGUCCUGGUGUAAGACUAUGGACUCAAAGCGCUUUCAAUUUAAGAUCAGGUGAGCUGAAACACUACUUAUCCACAAGUAAAAAAAAAAAAAAAAACAAAAAAACAAAAACAAAAACCAAAGUCCAAUUUGAAAUGUGCCUCAACAGAAUAGAUAAAUAACAGAUCAUAAGGGGGCUAAAAAAAAAGUUUAUGCAAAAAAAUCUGAAUUUUAAACAAUUAAAAUUAUGUUUAGAUACUUACAAAUUGAGACUUAGUACCGGAAUGGGACUAUCUUUCUAAGGGGUAUGUGCCUACUAAGAGGAGAGAAAAAGCCUCUGACUGUAAGGCCAUGAAGACAGCUCUAAGCCCAUAAAUAGACACCCUGCCACUCCCUCAUGGCAAAGAAUAAAUGUGUACUAAAAUAAAAAGGAUCUGGUUCAGGGGACUAUAAUUACUGAAUGCAGUGUCAGAGCUAGGAGGGGCUUUCAGAGGGCGUGCUUCCACUGUUCUCCGGUCAGGACAGGCCCACAGAACCAGGUGAGAGGCAGGGAGCGGCCUGGGGCCACAGCAUUCACUGAGGGUAGAGUGGGAGUGGUUCAACACCUACGGAAACAUCAGGCUGCAGUGCUGAAAAUUGCUUGAUGAGGGUGCGUUUGAUAUGCAAGAUUCUUAGGAAGGAACAAGGAGUGUGCAGGAAUCUCAACAGAAUGACUUUUUGUAGACUUUUAAACUAUAAAUGCUGGUUGGAAAUGUUCACGUGACUGUAAGUCCGCCUGCUGUUUCCUUGUCCUCCAAUUACUGUGAUUAUCCUGUAUUCUAGAUACACUGUGUGUCAUUCUUGGUGGGUCCGAAUACUCAAGGGAGAACUGAAGACAGAGAAUAACAGCUUCACCGUCUUCUGUGUUUUUAACAGGAUUAAUUUAGCCAGAAAAUAGGCUGCAAAGAGCAUCCCCGGCUCUUAUGCUUGCUUAAUCAGUGUUCAGCUGCUGCAGCUGCUGUUGGAGCUCUAGAACCUCACUGUGGAAGCUGAACUCAGUCCCUGCGCAGCUUCCCUACAGCUGAGAAGCUUCCUCCACUGCCACAUGGGUGUCUUUUUUUUUUUUACUGUCAUAUUGUUUUGUUGAAUAAAUACUUUGUAAUAAAAAAAGUGUUAAGAGGCAA